GUGCACGCCCCUUUCUGUUUGCUGCUCGAGGUAUACUGGGAUUUUGUUGGAUUGUUGCGUUUUGCCACAAAGUGUUAAAUGAACUUGUACUGACGUUCAUGUUCAAACAGUAAAUAUUACAAUAUAUUGAUUGGGCGGGUUUUUGUGUGAUGUAGCGGAUUAACAGAUUUUUGAACUGGAAAACCUGGACUCUAUCUGGCAACACCGUGGUCAGAAGAAGAAGAAGAAGAGCGAGAUAGUGAUGAGGAAUGAACUCCCGGGAUAAUAUGGAGACAGGAGAGACAGAAAGCCACUUGGAGCGGCUCACUGCUCCAGUUCCAGAGGAAGCCUGGUGUAAGGAGAAGCUGUCGGGGGUCGUCAGAAGCGUCCACCGGAAACUGCGCAGGAAAUACAGAGAAGUGGGGGAUUUUGACAAGAUCUGGCGCGAGCACUGUGAGGACGAGCAGACGCUGAGCGAGUAUGCCCUCGCCAUGAAGAACCUCGCAGACAACCACUGGACGAAGAACUGCGAAGGAGAAGGCCGCAUCGAAUGGUGUCGUAGUAUCUGUCAAGAGUAUUUCCUGGAUGGCGGGAUGAAAAGAAUGUUAGACAAGGAUGAGAAAAGUGCCACACUGGCCAUGAGUCAGACUGCAGCCUCUGUUUGUGCUCAAGCGCACAGCACCAUCCCCAGUAUCAUCCCUCAGCUGGAGAAGAUUCGCCUGCUGGAUGUGGGAAGCUGUUUCAACCCUUUCUUAGGAUUUGAUGAAUUCCUGACCAUUGGGAUUGACAUUGUGCCUGCAGUCGAGAGCGUGUACAAGUGUGACUUCCUCAACCUGCAGCUCCAGCAGCCUCUCCAGCUGACAGGUAAUGCAGUCGAGGCCUUUCUCCGCCACCUCCACAACCCAAUCGACGCCCUGCCAGCCAAGCUAUUCCACGUGGUAGUCUUCUCCUUGCUCCUCUCCUACUUCCCUUCACCAUACCAGCGCUGGAUUUGCUGCAAGAAAGCCCAUGAGCUGCUGGAGCUGCACGGGCUGCUGCUCAUCAUCACGCCCGACUCGUCCCACCAGAACCGCCACGCCCUCAUGAUGCGAAGCUGGCGGGUGGCAGUGGAGUCAUUGGGCUUCAAGCGCUACAAAUACAUUAAGUAUUCUCACAUGCACCUCAUUGCCUUCCGUAAGGUGUCUCUGGCCACCAUCAGCGACUUGGUGUCAUGCAAUUAUCCUGAGAUGCUCUACGUCCCUCAGGACUUCAACUUUAACGAUGAGGAAGAUUGCUCCGAUGUGCCGGCUAAGGUGCGCUCUGAGUUUGAGGAUGACCAACUGGCUUGGGGUUUUGCAGAGCUACCAGACACGCCGUAUGAUUCAGAUUCAGGGGAGAGUCAGGGCAGCUCUGUUCCUGGCUUUCACGAGCUUGACGAUUCCAUUCUGCUUCAAAGCUAAACCAGCACCAAAUCCCAGCAUUUCUCCCCCUGACUGUCCCUUCUGCUGCUGUGCUGCCAAGUUCAAACCUGCUGCAUUCUUCUCCUACCCCCACCCCUUUAAAAAACUGCAGUUUGCACAAUGAAAGAGUUUACAGAUUGUUUUCUCUUAUUCACACUCCUUUGAGAGGACAUGUGUACACAGGUCCGUCUUGUAAAUGAGUCCUCAUGGCUCAUUGAGACUAGCCUGGAUAAUUAAAGGU
Nematolebias whitei (Rio pearlfish) is the source of this 1659-nucleotide messenger RNA. RefSeq names its product base methyltransferase of 25S rRNA 2 homolog (gene samtor). The transcript is spliced from 5 exons. NCBI's taxonomy places the organism in Eukaryota, Metazoa, Chordata, Actinopteri, Cyprinodontiformes, Rivulidae. The coding region runs from base 249 to 1418 and encodes 389 amino acids. The record is from RefSeq and is a predicted model, not a curated record. Gene Ontology annotation, biological process: negative regulation of TORC1 signaling.